This is a messenger RNA of Fusarium redolens, 669 nucleotides long. Its product is annotated as S-adenosyl-L-methionine-dependent methyltransferase. The record is from RefSeq and is a predicted model, not a curated record. The transcript is spliced from 5 exons. The annotation marks the transcript as partial. NCBI's taxonomy places the organism in Eukaryota, Fungi, Ascomycota, Sordariomycetes, Hypocreales, Nectriaceae.
GACAAUACAUCAUCAACUGCUAGUGUGAGCAGUUCUAUUCUCAAUUAUCGAGAAGAAAACGGGAGGACAUACCACGCGUAUAAGGACGGACGAUACUACAUGCCCAACGAUGAAACGGAGAAUAACAGGCUAGACUUGCAGCAUAAUCUAUUCCUCCUGACUUUUGACAACAAGCUUGGCCUCUCCCCGCCAAAUCUUCCAGAGUUUAAGACCGGCCGGGUUCUCGAUCUGGGUACUGGCACUGGGAUUUGGGCAAUUGACUAUGCUGACGAGCAUCCCGAGUCUGAGAUAGCUCAUAACUCAGACUUGAACAGUGUACCACCGAAUGUCAAGUUCGAGAUUGACGAUAUCGACGAAGAGUGGACUUAUUCUCAACCUUUUGAUUAUAUUCACAGCAGAAUGAUGAAUGUCUCGGUCAAGAACUGGUCAGAAAAUCUUACGCCGGGUGGCUAUGCUGAGUUCCAGGACGUCGAUGUGUUGAUGCAAUCAGACGAUAACACUCUUACCGAGGAUCAUGCUCUUAGGAAAUGGGGUGUUCUUUUGGCCAAAGCAGCUCAAGAGCACGGAACCCGCUUCAUAGAGACUAAUCGACUUAGCCACCUUAUCAUACAUGGGCACUUUCGUUCGUUCGUUCGUUCGUUCGUUCGUUCGUUCGUUCGUUCCGUUUAA